Molecule: messenger RNA, 777 nt
Organism: Gloeophyllum trabeum ATCC 11539
Lineage: Eukaryota; Fungi; Basidiomycota; Agaricomycetes; Gloeophyllales; Gloeophyllaceae
Product: vacuolar sorting protein VPS24
Exons: 5
Coding region: 60-710 (216 amino acids)
Biological process (GO): late endosome to vacuole transport; protein transport; endosome transport via multivesicular body sorting pathway
Cellular component (GO): multivesicular body; ESCRT III complex
Source: RefSeq, a predicted model, not a curated record
GUUCCAACUGUAGCCGCCCACUGUCACUUGGGCGCUGUGCCGUCCACCUCUUUGCGACGAUGCAGAGUAUCAACCGCUUCUUGUAUGGACCUACACCCGAGGAGAAGGUCAAGGCAUGGCAAGCUAAACUACGCGCGGAGACUCGUCUGAUUGACCGGGAGAUGAGGCAGCUCGAUAUCGCUACGAACAAAGCUCGGCAAACAGUGAAACAAUUAGCUACUAAGGGAGAUGUGAAGUCUGCACGAAUACUGGCGAGAGAAGUUGUGAGGAGUAACCGCCAAAAGGAUCGGCUGUCCGUGAGCAAGGCGAGGCUGGGGUCAAUAGGCCAUCAGUUGCAGGAACAAUUAGCAAUGGCGAAGGUUACUGGCUCGUUGCAGAAAUCCACGGAGAUCAUGAAGUUGUCGAAUUCCUUGAUCAAGCUUCCGCAGAUCAGCCAAACUAUGAGACAGAUGAGCAUGGAGAUGACGAAGGCGGGCAUCAUGGAGGAGAUGCUGGAUGAUACGUUAGAAAUGGAUGAUGACGAGGAGUUGGAAACGGAGGCCGACGCGGAAGUGGACAAGGUUCUGUUUGAGCUCACAGAUGGCAAGCUCGGCCAGGCAGGUACUGUUGGAACAGAAGUACCGACGUUACAGGACAAGUACACGGACGAGGAGACGGAGAGAGCUAUGGAGCAGUACCGGGAACAGCUCAGUGGUCUUCUGAGCGGUUGAUAUGCUGUUUUUUUCAGGACGGACUUGUACUGUAGACCUGUGUAUUAUAUCGCUGCUAUUCCAGUCA